Molecule: messenger RNA, 2373 nt
Organism: Drosophila biarmipes
Lineage: Eukaryota; Metazoa; Arthropoda; Insecta; Diptera; Drosophilidae
Gene: Gycalpha99B
Product: head-specific guanylate cyclase
Exons: 5
Coding region: 163-2190 (675 amino acids)
Biological process (GO): response to oxygen levels; cGMP biosynthetic process
Cellular component (GO): guanylate cyclase complex, soluble
Molecular function (GO): guanylate cyclase activity; heme binding
Source: RefSeq, a predicted model, not a curated record
AGUUGUGGCAUUUUUCAGGCGUGCCAAAGAAUUCCUCAGCUGUCCAAGAAUUUCCACAACAAUUUUCCACCACCUUAACGCAGUGAAAAUCUAGUAAAAGAGCAAGUGAAAAAUAUUUAAAUAUUAUAAACCAAAUCGAAUAGAGCUUGGCGAACACGCGACAUGGCGUGUCCUUUCUUCAGGCGGGCGGACUCGCUGUCACGCCAGCCCUCGGUCAUCGCCGAGCCCGCGGGCCACUGGGCGCUCGAGGACGAGGAGCUGUCGGAUGACGCCCUGACCCUCACGCACCUCCAGAUGGCCAUCCAGCUCCUGACGGCGCCUUCCAACGAGGAUCUCAACACGGCAGUCACCUCCCUGGUGGCCAAGUACCGCCAGAACUGGCCCAAUAUUCACAAGCUAAAACUGGAUCCGCAGACCUUCAAGAGCUGCGCCAACUACGAUUACUUGGCGGACAUUCAGGAGCUGCUUUUGAAGAUGGACGAGGCGAGUGCCAGCGAGAUCCUGGUGCUCCUCGGCGAGGAGCUGAUCACCUGCUGCUGCACGGGCAUCAUAGAACGGGCCUUUCGCUGCCUGGGCACCGAUCUCCAGGAGUUCCUGGGCUCACUCGAUGGCGUCUACGAUGUGCUGAAGCUGCAGGAGGAGGACGUGACCGACACCGGCUUCGUGUGUGCCGGCGAGGGAGAGCUCAUCUUCACCUCGGAGCGUCCGGUGAUCGCCUGGCUGCUCCUGGGCUCCCUGAAGGCCCUCACCCGCAUGCUGUAUAAGGUGGAUGUGAACAUCAAGAUCGAGCCGGUGGAGGGAGAUGCCCGUCGGUAUCGCUAUCUCUUCUCGCUGGUCAAGGACAACUCCCAGACAAUGCUGAUGGGUCGUCCCACGAUUCCCAAGACGAUUCCGGAAACGAUGCAGCGGACCAACUCCAGCAACGCCUCCGAUCUGCAGAUGAACUCGUCUAGCUUUUGCAAGAUGUUUCCCUGGCACUUCAUCAUGAACGAGCAACUGGAGCUGGUGCAGCUGGGCAGGGGAUUCAGCAAGUUGUACAAGCCGUAUAUGGCGGAAUAUGGCUGCCAGGCGACGACCUACUUUGACUUCAAGCGCCCCAAGGGAUUGACCAUGAAGUUCCGGGACAUUGUGCGGCGCACCUAUACACCCUUUCUGAUUGGCCUGCAGAAUCCUCCGGGAGCCGUAGAUUUCCCGGCCAGUGGGCUGGAGAUCAAGGGUCAGAUGGUGCACUGCCCCGAAUCGAAUUCGCUGCUCUUCAUUGGAUCACCCUUCCUCGAUGGUCUGGAUGGCCUGACCUGCAAUGGUCUCUUCAUCUCCGAUAUUCCACUGCACGAUGCCACCAGGGAGGUGAUCCUGGUGGGCGAGCAGGCCAGGGCGCAGGAUGGACUGCGUCGCCGGAUGGACAAGAUCAAGAAUAGCAUCGAGGAGGCCAACUCGGCGGUGACCAAGGAGCGAAAGAAGAACGUCAGUCUGCUGCACCUCAUCUUCCCCGCCGAGAUCGCCGAGAAGCUCUGGCUGGGCUCCUCCAUCGACGCCAAGACCUAUCCGGAUGUCACCAUCCUGUUCAGCGACAUCGUGGGCUUCACCAGCAUCUGCUCGCGGGCCACGCCGUUCAUGGUGAUCAGCAUGCUGGAGGGUUUGUACAAGGACUUCGAUGAGUUCUGUGACUUCUUCGAUGUCUACAAGGUGGAGACCAUUGGGGAUGCCUACUGCGUGGCCAGUGGCCUCCAUCGGGCCUCCAUCUACGAUGCUCACAAGGUGGCAUGGAUGGCCCUCAAGAUGAUCGACGCCUGCUCAAAGCACAUCACCCACGAUGGGGAGCAAAUCAAAAUGCGGAUUGGCCUGCACACGGGAACGGUUCUGGCCGGAGUGGUGGGCAGGAAGAUGCCCAGGUACUGCCUCUUCGGGCACAGCGUCACCAUCGCCAAUAAGUUCGAGUCCGGCAGCGAGGCGCUCAAGAUCAACGUCAGUCCCACUACCAAGGAUUGGCUCACCAAGCACGAGGGCUUUGAGUUCGACCUGCAGCCGCGGGAUCCCUCCUUCCUGCCCAAGGAGUUCCCCAAUCCCGGCGGCUCAGAGACCUGCUACUUCCUCGAGAGCUUCCGCAACCCAGCCUUGGACAGCGAGUUGCCGCUGGUGGAGCACAUCAAUGUGGCCAUGAAGACCAUAUCCGAGGGCGGGGAUGAUUAAAGGCCAUCUACAGACCUGGAGCCAGUACCCGACCAGUCACCAGUCCCCAAUCCCCCUGUAGACCCACACGCUCAGUAGUUGUUUAGUCGUCGUAGUUCGGUGCACUUGUAUUGUGGUUUUGCCUGUUGCACUGCUUAGCCUGAAAACAAUAAACUAUCUACCAAUGGUUGCAUUCCAGCACAA